Messenger RNA from Felis catus (domestic cat), 1445 nucleotides. It is a transcript of the gene PPP1CA, whose product is annotated as protein phosphatase 1 catalytic subunit alpha. The record is from RefSeq and is a predicted model, not a curated record. The transcript has 7 exons. The coding region runs from base 104 to 1096 and encodes 330 amino acids. Gene Ontology annotation, molecular function: protein serine/threonine phosphatase activity. Lineage: Eukaryota; Metazoa; Chordata; Mammalia; Carnivora; Felidae. Gene Ontology annotation, cellular component: cytoplasm; nucleus.
CGGGCUGGGGCGGGCGGAAGGAGCGCCAGGCCGGAAGGAGGCAGCGGGAGGGCGGGCGGCAGGAGUGGGCCCGGAGCUGCUGGGCCGGAGCGGCGGCGCCGCCAUGUCCGACAGCGAGAAGCUCAACCUGGACUCUAUCAUCGGGCGCCUGCUGGAAGUGCAGGGCUCGCGGCCUGGAAAGAAUGUACAGCUAACAGAAAACGAGAUCCGUGGUCUGUGCCUCAAAUCACGGGAGAUUUUCCUGAGCCAGCCCAUUCUUCUGGAGCUGGAGGCACCCCUCAAGAUCUGCGGUGACAUCCAUGGCCAGUACUACGACCUUUUGCGGCUAUUUGAGUACGGCGGCUUCCCUCCAGAGAGCAACUACCUCUUCCUGGGGGACUACGUGGACCGGGGCAAGCAGUCUUUGGAGACCAUCUGCCUGCUGCUGGCCUAUAAGAUCAAGUACCCAGAGAACUUCUUCCUGCUCCGUGGGAACCACGAGUGUGCCAGCAUCAACCGCAUCUAUGGCUUCUAUGAUGAGUGCAAGAGGCGCUACAACAUUAAACUGUGGAAAACCUUCACCGACUGCUUCAACUGCCUGCCCAUUGCUGCCAUUGUGGACGAGAAAAUCUUCUGCUGCCAUGGAGGCCUGUCCCCGGACCUGCAGUCCAUGGAGCAGAUUCGGCGUAUCAUGCGGCCAACAGACGUGCCUGACCAGGGCUUGCUAUGUGACCUGCUGUGGUCUGACCCUGACAAGGACGUGCAGGGCUGGGGCGAGAAUGACCGUGGCGUCUCCUUUACCUUUGGGGCUGAGGUAGUGGCCAAGUUCCUACACAAACACGACUUGGACCUCAUCUGCCGGGCACACCAGGUGGUGGAAGACGGCUAUGAGUUCUUUGCCAAGCGGCAGCUGGUGACACUCUUCUCAGCUCCCAACUACUGUGGCGAGUUUGACAACGCAGGCGCCAUGAUGAGUGUGGAUGAGACGCUCAUGUGCUCCUUCCAGAUCCUCAAGCCCGCUGACAAGAACAAGGGGAAAUACGGGCAGUUCAGCGGCCUGAACCCUGGAGGCCGGCCCAUCACCCCACCCCGCAACUCCGCCAAAGCCAAGAAAUAGCCUCCACGUGCCCGCACUCUGCCCCAGAUGGUGGAUUGUACAGAAAUUAUGUGGCCGUUGGGGGGUUCGUGCUGGCUCCCCCCAGGCCCACCUGUCACGGGGAGCACGGAGCCUUGGUAUAUUUUUCUUUUUCUUUUUUUUUUAAUGAAUCGAUAGCAGCGUCCAGUCCCCCAGGGCUCCUUCCGCCUGCACCGGCGGUGGUGACAAGCAGGACCCUGGGGCUGAGGCUGCAGCUCAGGGCAAAGCAGGGCCAGAUGUGGGUUUCCAGCCUCGCUUGGCCUCAGGGCCAGCAGACAGAUCCUGGGGCGACCCAUCUGGUCUCUUGAAUAAAGGUCAAAGCUGGAUUCUC